AUGUUCCUCCAUGUUGACAAGCCAGAUACGAUGCAAACGGAGCAAGUCCACAUAACUGCCACAGGACUUGAACCGGAAAGGAUCUACACCAUCACCAUGACGUUAGUUGAGCUUAUGAAAACUAAGUAUCAAAUUUGAAAUAUUUUUCCUAUUUUACAAGAUUAAUCAAUAGCUUUUGGCGCAGUGUUAUAGAAAAAUCCACCUAUCUUUUACCCUGUUCGGUUCAAUGCAAAAAAAAGUAUUUUUAUAAAGCUUUAAAUUAAAAAAUGGCUUGUAAUAAGUUCACAGGGACGGUCUUGGAACCCUAUAUAAAAUAACGAUGUUCUUAUAACUAUUCAGAGAAGUCAAACCCCCCUUUUAAUAGAAAAACUGGAUUUCAAAAUAACAUCUUUGAAUAUGUAUUAAAAUUUCGAAAAAAAUCAGGACUAUUUCUUAAUUUUUCAUCUUCCAUUUGAAAACCUAUAAAUUUCAGUGUAAAACACAACUACGGGACGCACAGCGCCACGGCAACCUUCCGUUCAAAUUCAGCAGGAUAUAUCGACUUGCAAACGGACGCCCCGAUAAGAGGAACUUAUUCAGGUAAUUCUGACCUCUGUGCUAAAAAAAAUCUUAUUCAAUGCCUGAUCCGGAAAACAAAUUCAAACACAGCCCCCGCAAAAUUUUAUCAGCAUCUAUCGAUAAGGAGUGCUUUGACCAUAGUAUUAUGAAAUUCGUCACGAGACAAUAAAUAAAAUGUGAUUCCCUGGUAAUGAUGUUUACUAGUUAAACUUGGCAUUUGAAGAAGAUGAGUCGAACUUCCGGUAAAGAUAAUAAUGAUAAAUAAUAAACUUUUUUUCACUUCCGCCGAAAAAUAAAUUCAAUAUAUUUUUAUAAAAAUCUCUUCACUGCUCCUUUAGAAUAAAAAAACACUUCAAAGCUUCUUGUAUUGUAUCGAGUGGGUUGUGAAUAAUGGUAACACAUUUUUUUAAUUACAACACUGAAAUAACUUUAAAAAAAGCAGGUACUUAUAGGAAAAAUCUCUCUUUGAAAACAAAGCAGUCUUUGAAAUACACUAAUUCGAAAAGAAUUAUUCCAGGUGUAGAGCCGAUGGGACUGUUUUUAUCUCAAAGGCCACUCGAAGACUUUGCCUUUGGUGGAUACCUCAGAUGCACGCCUCCAGUCCCGUUUUACUACGAUCUUUUGUGAGAAUCUUAUAAAAACUAUAACUAUUUCCAACAUUUUCUAGCCUUUUCGAUGAGAAGGACAACAAAAUAGACUCGAUGACGAUAAAGAAACAUUGGAUGCACCCGAAACUGGAAAGAACUGAAAUCGCGCAUGACGGUUUCUAUGGGACGCUUUUCAAGCCCCCAGGUGAGUGA
Messenger RNA from Caenorhabditis auriculariae, 1358 nucleotides. The record is from the annotation of a GenBank genome assembly. Lineage: Eukaryota; Metazoa; Nematoda; Chromadorea; Rhabditida; Rhabditidae.